Molecule: messenger RNA, 2244 nt
Organism: Ornithodoros turicata
Lineage: Eukaryota; Metazoa; Arthropoda; Arachnida; Ixodida; Argasidae
Gene: vex
Product: somatomedin-B and thrombospondin type-1 domain-containing protein-like
Exons: 4
Coding region: 71-919 (282 amino acids)
Source: RefSeq, a predicted model, not a curated record
UGAAAGACACGUGAGAGGACCUCCGUCCGUCCGUCAGUCUGCUGCUAGCCACGGUACUUCCUGAACGGCCAUGACCUCCGUGUGGUGCGCAUUGAUACUUCUUUGGCUCGCGGUGGCCGGCUCUGCAGAGGACGGACGCCGACGAGCUGGGGGCUCGUGUCGGGAAGCGGGCCUCUGCUGUCCGGGACGCGACGGUUCCUGUGUGGUGCAGAAGACCGCCGUCAAUGCCAUAGUGGAAGACCUGAAUGACAAGCCGUGCUUCUGCGACCACGCUUGCCUCCAGCUUGGGGACUGCUGUUAUGAUUUCAAGGAGUCUUGUGGAGUGAUCGACUGUGCAAUGACGGAAUGGGGCCCGUGGUCAGAAUGCGACGCCGACUGUGGACCCGGCGUUAUGAGUCGUGAGAGAACCAUACUGAGGAACCCGCGAAACGGCGGAUCACCCUGCCAGGAACUACUCCAAAAACGCGGCUGCUACGGUUCAAGAUGCGACAGCAGACCAGAAGACAAGCUACAUCGCGAGUCGGCUCUGCUGCUGCCCGUUUCAUUCUCCCAGGUCCGUUCUAUGAACGACAGCUACGACAUCCGUCAGAACCUCAAGUUUCUACCAAAGAGCGAGCUUAGCAAGGAGAGCAAUGGAAACCCUAAGCCGUACCUGGUCCUCUUUGAAGUGUCAAAGGCUCGCAAGGCCUGUGAGUCCCUGGAGCACUUCAACUUCCUCAAAGCUGGGCAGCAAGUGUGCGUCUCCUGCGAGUCUACGGCCAUGCGAAAGCACCUGGGCAGAUGCGCCGGUCACGGGGUAGACGGCCGAGCUUCCCGUUUCGCAGCACUGGGCCACCUGCAGUGCCACGGUCGAUGGGUCCGUACGUCCCGCGUAGACCGCUGCCCCCAUGGUCGACAACCCGACUUCAUUUUUGUCUAGUCAAUUCAGUUUCUGGAGCAUAUUUGUGACUGUUGGUGCUUCGCAUAAUGCCUCCGUACAUGAUUCUAUACUUGGACCAAAAGAGCAAGUAUAGUGUUUAAAACAGUGGCAUUGUAUUUUCACCCUAGUAUUAUGCUAGUAUGACGCCGAGAGUCCCGUGUGUAUGUGUGCGUUUUUUUGUUUUUUGUUUUUUUUGUUGUUGUUGUGGUACUCCAUGAUACGCCUGUACUUCGUUCAUCCUGCUGGCAGGAAACAAGAGCUUUAUAAGCUAUACAAGCUUUACAAGCUAUCCUGGUGAAGAGGGAACACAUUAUGUACUACAAAAUGUGCUUUAAUUAGCGCAGCAAACCAUAAUUGAAUCGUACGCUGAAUUCAGACAGCAUAAAAAAGAAAAACAAAGAGAAAUGCAGCUUUCGUAAGGAAAAGAAAAAAAAAAGGAAAAGAAGUGAGACACAGUUCUGAUGUGGAGCUGUACCGAUUGAAGUCCUUCUGAAAUGCACUGAGCCGAACCGUGGAUCUCUACCAAUAAUAGUGUUACGAUUUUGCCUAAUCUUCAUAAAGCCAGUCUUGCUCGGCGCAGAGUUUUGACGACGUACACUUUAACGAGUGUGUGAGCUCCCCUGUGUGUGAUACGUGAGUGACACUAACAUACAUAUUAAAUACUGGAACCACUAUUAAAUGCUUUUAGAGACAGAUUUAUGUUAUUUGUGCGGAGUGCCAUCACAUCCGCUAUUGUUAGUACUGUACCCACCCCACUUUCGCUUUGUGGACAUUCACUGAAUACUUUGGUUGCCUAUUAUCGAAACAAUGCUGUACAACAUCUACACAAAUUCCUUUGCAUAUUACAAUGUUCCACUAUGUGCAGGCACGAUUGCACAUACAUGCAAUACUUGGGACAUUUAUUCUGAAAGGAUAUAUUAAAUCUAACACUCUGCUACUACCAUCUUCUCACAUAUUUAAAUUGGCGCACUCAAAAUAUAGUGUGUGGGAGACCUCGUAAAUGCUCCUACAGUGCGUGUUGUCCGAGAUGGAAUGUGUGUCACAUUUCAUGCACACUGUCUUUCUAUUCGAAACUUUACAGCACCUGCAUGGCAGUAAAAAAAAAAAAAGUUAAAUCCAGAAAGUGAAAUUUGUUUUAUGAAAAUCUUGGGCAAAAUUUCCUUUUCUGCAUUUUUCUACUUUCUGUCUCACGACAGUGUGCACAAGAGUUUCUUAGCUACGUUUCUUCCAGUUGGUGGGAAGCAUAUUUCUGUACUGUAAAUGAUCCGUGUUUGCUUUUGGACAUAUCCGACAAACCCUGAAAUAAAGUCAACCCCAGUUUUUGA